AUGAAUGAAGACAAUAUUAAAUAAGCAUAUAAAAUUGAUAGUUUUACAACAAGUGAUAAAGAUUUUGAUUUUGAUGAAAAAAUAUAAAAAAUAAAAGAAGGUUUAGAUUUAGAUUUAGAGAGCGAAAUUGAAGAAUGUAAUGAUUGGCAUGAGAUACGAGGAGACGUUAUUAAAAUUAUUAAAAAAAUAUAAUUACAUCAGAGAAAAUAGGAACAUUCAGAUGAAUCAAUUUAAGACGAAUAAUAAGUUCGCAAGUAAUUAAAAAAAUGA
Molecule: messenger RNA, 270 nt
Organism: Tetrahymena thermophila SB210
Lineage: Eukaryota; Ciliophora; Oligohymenophorea; Hymenostomatida; Tetrahymenidae
Product: UvrD/REP helicase family protein, putative
Exons: 1
Source: RefSeq, a predicted model, not a curated record